UGAGAACUUACUCCGUACAUCCCUCAUGUGUCUUGUUCAAGGACCUCAUCAAGCAUUGGGAACAACAACCGUCGAUCUUUCCCUCUUCACAUCAUGAACCUCGCUGGUGCCUAUCGAUAAUGGAGAAGUCUGCGGCCGGCGACCUCUACGAUCCGAGCUCUAUCCCGGAUUACGAUCGAGAAUUUAUCAACGCUGACGAUCUCCGACAGUUUGAGAACGCCCUGAACGACCAGGAUGUCGAUUCACUCAUUGCCCUGAAUGAUUGGCGUCCGAUAUAUCAGCGGGUAGCGCGAAAGGGUCGCAAUCGGAAGAAGAGGCCUUUACGGACGAAGGAUGAGACAAGGGAAGGUGUGCUUUAUACUGUUUUGAAGUGGCCGUUUCUCUUCAUCGUCCUGGGCUGGAUUACCUUUCUCGGAGUCGCUUACACCCUUACUCGAUUUUACAUCUUCAUCUACGAGCAAUGGGUGACGUGGAGAGGGAAGCGGGAGAGCCUUAGGAGACAAUUGUACAAAAAUACCAACUAUGGGGACUGGCUCACAUCCGCUCAAGCUCUAGAUGAGUAUCUUGGGAACGAUAGGUGGAAGAAGACGGACGAAUAUGCCUACUACGACCAUAUGACCAUAAGUAAGCUGAAAACACAACUUGAGAAAGUGAGAAAUGAAGCCGAGAGUGCGAUACGGAGUGGGGGAAACGACUCCAUUGGCUCCGCGGUGAUUGAGGACCUGUGCAACUUGCUGGAAGCGUGUGUCAAGAACAACUUCGCUGGUGUAGAGAAUCCAAGGCUCUACAGUGAAGCCUACUCUGGGACCAAAAACCUUGUGCAGGAAUACAUCGACGAGGUGCAUUCGUGCAUAAAGGUUGUCGCUGACUCUGAUCUAAUCAGCAGACAAGAUAAAUAUCAACACUUUAAGCACUUGGAUACCAAUUUUGGGCGAACUGCUCUCUGUCUUUCAGGAGGGGCCACAUUUGCCUAUUACCAUUUUGGUGUCGUGCGAGCGCUACUAGAUAACCAAGUCCUUCCGGAUAUUAUUACUGGAACUUCAGGAGGCGCCUUGGUUGCUGCAUUGAUUGCCACUAGAACGGACGAGGAGCUGAAACAGCUGCUCGUACCUGCUCUAGCGCAUCGCAUUAGGGCAUGCCAAGAGGAUAUCAUGACAUGGGUUCGAAGGUGGUGGCGCACAGGUGCUCGGUUUGAUACAAUGGAUUGGGCACGCCAGUGCAGCUGGUUUUGCAGAGGUUCAACCACAUUUCGCGAGGCAUACGAGCGGACUGGACGUAUUCUCAACGUAUCUUGUGUACCAUCUGACCCGCAUUCGCCAACAAUCCUGGCGAAUUAUUUGACGUCCCCGAAUUGCGUCAUCUGGAGCGCUGUGCUUGCGUCUGCAGCUGUCCCCGGCAUCCUCAAUCCAGUGGUAUUGAUGACCAAGAAACGGGACGGCACACUUGCACCUUACUCGUUCGGGCAUAGAUGGAAGGAUGGCAGUCUACGGACAGACAUUCCUAUCAAAGCGCUGAACCUCCACUUCAACGUGAAUUUUACAAUCGUUUCCCAGGUAAACCCUCACAUCAAUCUCUUUUUCUUUAGCUCGCGUGGAUCUGUUGGCCGGCCAGUCACCCAUCGAAAAGGCCGAGGUUGGCGGGGCGGCUUCCUAGGAUCUGCAAUCGAGCAGUAUAUCAAGCUAGACAUGAACAAAUGGCUACGAGUCCUACGGCAUCUGGAGCUACUACCCCGGCCAAUGGGUCAAGACUGGAGCCAGAUCUGGUUGCAGAAAUUUAGUGGAACUGUGACCAUCUGGCCCAAGACCAUUCCCUCUGAUUUCUACCAUAUCCUAUCAGACCCCAGCCCUGAACGAUUAGCGCGGAUGCUCCGCACAGGUCAGCAGAGUACCUUCCCAAAGAUCCAAUUUAUCAAGAACCGCCUCAAAAUUGAACUCUCUAUUUUGGAGGGUCUCCAGAAAUUCUCACCGCCAGGAGGCACAUCAUCAACCCCCUCCAAACAGCAUUUCCCACUGGACGACACCGAUGACCCAUCCGAUCCACUGCAAGAUCGUCUUGAUCGGAAUUUGCCCGAGCGCAAGCCUCGUUACCGCAUGAGAGAUGCCCGCCUUAGUGAUACGACUUCUGAUGGGGUCUUAUCUGCAGACUAUAGCUCUACCGACGAUACCGCCCACUUGCGCCCUACCGCUACUCGGCGAGGCAGCGCCUCCACGAUUUUAGAAGAGAUGCGUCGUCAAUCGUCUGUUUUCUUUGACGACCCUGAUCUCUACGGGAUGGAUGAGAAUUGAAAUAUGACAUCAUCACACAUAUACUCUCACAUCCUGAGGCUAUAGAGUUUGGCAUAUGCAUGGCAUGGCAUUCAUGUAUCAUCAGCGCUGUGAUAAUCACCGUGCAGCUGGACCCAGAUUACCUCUUGUAUAGCUAUAGAUUAUAUUUUGGCUGUUCUGAUAAUGUUUAUCAUCGCUGUUUUUGCGUUCCUUGGCUCGAUAGAUGAUGACGAUGACGACGAGGAUCCUUAGCUCGACGACCUAUGUCCCAUCCCAUCCCAUCCCAUCCCAUCCCAUCCCGCCC
Aspergillus ochraceoroseus IBT 24754 is the source of this 2568-nucleotide messenger RNA. Its product is annotated as patatin-like phospholipase domain-containing protein. The transcript is spliced from 3 exons. Gene Ontology annotation, biological process: lipid metabolic process. The record is from RefSeq and is a predicted model, not a curated record. Bases 120 to 2285 code for a protein of 721 amino acids. Gene Ontology annotation, molecular function: triacylglycerol lipase activity. NCBI's taxonomy places the organism in Eukaryota, Fungi, Ascomycota, Eurotiomycetes, Eurotiales, Aspergillaceae.